Helobdella robusta is the source of this 378-nucleotide messenger RNA. RefSeq lists its product as hypothetical. Lineage: Eukaryota; Metazoa; Annelida; Clitellata; Rhynchobdellida; Glossiphoniidae. The transcript has a single exon. The coding region runs from base 1 to 378 and encodes 125 amino acids. The record is from RefSeq and is a predicted model, not a curated record.
AUGGCGCUAUUAUGGAAUUGUUAUUUGUGUGGGGUUGGUGUGUGGCUGGCGUGUUGGGGUGUGGGAUCGGUGUGUGGCUGGCGUGUUGGGGUGUGGGAUCGGUGUGUGGCUGGCGUGUUGGGGUGUGGGAUCGGUGUGUGGCUGGCGUGUUGGGGUGUGGGAUCGGUGUGUGGCUGGCGUGUUGGGGUGUGGGAUCGGUGUGUGGCUGGCGUGUUGGGGUGUGGGAUCGGUGUGUGGCUGGCGUGUUGGGGUGUGGGAUCGGUGUGUGGCUGGCGUGUUGGGGUGUGGGAUCGGUGUGUGACUGGCGUGUGGCUGGUUUGUGACUGGAGUGGGGCUUAUAUGCGGCCUAUGUGUGGCUGGCGUUUAGUUGUAGCGUGA